AUGUCAGAUGAGUUUAAGACGGGCUUGGAUGCGGAUAGAAAAGAAGGAAGUGUGAAGAGAAGGACGCUGUCUAUGAAGAUGGAUGAUAAGGGAGUUAGGAUGAAUCCGCACUACAAGAGGAACGAGGAAGUGUCUGUGAUGGGCAAAAGCGUUGAAAGCGAAGGAGCAAGCGGGAUGCUGAGGCAAGCAAUAGAUAGAGGAGAUUUGUCGUAUAUAAGUGAGUUUUUAGCAAAUAAGAACAGGAAGGAGAUGAUGGAGAGGCUGUCUGGAAGUAGCAAGGAGGCUCUUGGAGUGCUGCUGCUUGAGUUUGUUGAUCAGCCGCUGCGCAGCGAGGCGCUUGAGAUGAUCAGAGAGAUGGUUUCAAGCAUCAAGGAUGUGGAGAUGUUCAUAAAGAAGCUGAAGAGUAGGAUGUGUGACUUUUCGAAGCUGAUAUACCUGAAAGGAAAGAUAGAUUACCUGAGGUUUACUAGCAUGGCUGAGGAGGAAGAUGAGCCUGAAGCAGUUGUUUCAGGAUGA
Molecule: messenger RNA, 516 nt
Organism: Ordospora pajunii
Lineage: Eukaryota; Fungi; Microsporidia; Ordosporidae
Exons: 1
Coding region: 1-516 (171 amino acids)
Source: RefSeq, a predicted model, not a curated record